AUGUCAGGAAACUCCGGCAAACCACCAAUCCCUCCUAGACCGUUCGAGUUUACAGAGAGGGCGGUCUUACGAUGGCUAGAUAGAUACUUCCGCGACUAUUUCGAGGAGUGGGUACAAGGUUCCCGAUCACAGUUCAACAGCAUGUUGGAAUUUUUCGAUGAUUCGAUCCCAUGGAUGAGAAAUGAUCAACCAGGUUGUGGAGAAGUAGAAGUAUUGCAGAAAUCUUUCCGCAUGACUGCGCGCAGGUUUCUUGGUACAUCACGCGCAGACAGGAUGUUCACAGCUGCAAAAUUUCCUGAAAUCUUCGAUGUUAGAUUUCAGCCAAUUGUGUGGCGCGAUGAUAUUGAGCUACCUGCCGAUCUCAGGCAGAGAUAUAGGGAGUAUCGACAGAGAGUCCGACAGUACGAGGACCUAGUGAGAGCUUAUAGGCAAGGCUUGUCAGAACCUCAACAGAACAUUCCACAGCCUCCCACACCCUUGCCGCCGUCUACAGCACCAAAUCAAGAAGACAUUUCGGAAGAUCGUCAAACAGCCAUCAAACAACUCCCACAGCAGACUCAACCCCAACCACAGCCUCAACAAGCUCGACCUACUCAAAUUGGUCAAGCUCAACAGCACGAGAGAUUCGUUACUGCGACGAAUGGAGGGUUGGCCGCCUCGCCAUAUUCCGCGCCAGCCCCAUCUCAGCAACCACAGCCUCCCACACAGGCAGCUGCAGCUUCAGGGGACAAUCGAGCUCCUCUUUAUAGGACAGAUGCUGGUUCUUGGCUCUACUGGUCAAUUUUCAUGACAGACGAGUACGACUCAUUCCAGCUAUUCUGUGCUGUCAAAGGAGAGUAUGUAAAGCCCGUUGAAGAAGACUUCAACCUCAGGCUUCCCAAUCAACAAAGCAUGAGAGAUAAUUACAUCGUCAUCUGGCCUGAGGAUAAGAGUAAGAGAAGAGUCGACAAGGUGGCAAGUGUGAGAAAGCCUCUUGACCAAUGCUUCUUCGUUUUGCAGUCAUGGGCCGAUGAGGUCGAGAGACAGAGAGAGCAUCGCUCGAGCGGACAAGUCACAGCCAAGUCACCAAGCAUCAAGGAGUAUCUUGUUACUUGGGAGGGUUUUGUCGAGCGUGAAACCUUUCCAAGGGUUUCUAGGCCAUUAGUUCAGGCCCCUUUGGAAAUCAGACAGCGACGACCUCUCGAACCAGAGGUCAGCAGAGAUCUAUCGAGACUACGCUCGCGCAAGAACGCGGUCGGUGGCGCUCCCUUGCUACUGACCAAGGAUGAGAUCUCCAGACCGCAACCACAGGCCGCAACACAGAAGCCAACUCCGAGUCAAAAGCCACGCGGUGGCCUUAAGACUCACCACGAGGCAUAUAACCCAGAGAAUCUCUAG
This is a messenger RNA of Mollisia scopiformis, 1377 nucleotides long. RefSeq lists its product as uncharacterized. Lineage: Eukaryota; Fungi; Ascomycota; Leotiomycetes; Helotiales; Mollisiaceae. The transcript has 6 exons. The record is from RefSeq and is a predicted model, not a curated record. Bases 1 to 1377 code for a protein of 458 amino acids.